ACGCUUGUCCGUACUGCCAUUUUUAAAAGCUAGAUCGGGUCCGCGGCGUCCGUUCCCUCACGUUUUAGUUUCAAUCUGCAGUGGUGCCGGCGCCGGUGAAGCAGCAGCGUCAAAAAUGGUGAAGGAUCGCAAAUUUGGAGUGGCUCUCGAUUUCUCCAACAGCAGCAAAAAUGCUCUGCGAUGGGCCAUCGAUAACUUGGCCGACAAAGGCGACACUCUCUUCGUCAUCUACGUAAACCCCAACUCGCUCGAUGAAUCUGCCCAUCAGCUCUGGGCUGAAUCCGGCUCUCCUCUGAUUCCGUUGUCCGAAUUCCGAGAGCCGGAUGUACUGAGGAAAUACGAUGUCAAAAUCGACAUCGAAGCCCUAGAUAUUCUCGAUACUGGCGCUAGACAGAAAGAGAUUAAUGUUGUGGCGAAGCUGUACUGGGGAGAUGCGAGGGAGAAGAUUAUCGAUGCGAUCGAAGAUCUGAAGCUGGAAUCUCUGGUAAUGGGAAGCAGAGGACUGAGUACCAUCCGAAGGAUUCUGCUUGGGAGUGUCAGCAAUUACGUGAUUACUCAUGCUCCUUGUCCUGUGACAGUCGUCAAGGAAGCAAACUUUCAGAGUCAUUAAGGCGAGAAAUCGGUGAAUGGGGCUUUGUUUGAUCGUGUUACUUAAACUAUCUUUAUGCUUAAACUUAUGAAGUUUUAGAAAAUGGUGUUUAAUUUGUGUCCUUGUUGAACCUUGAUAAUUUCCCUGUUUUCAGGCAAUAAAAUAUAUAAGAGUUUGUAUUUCAUCUUCGUCUUGAAAAUAAGUUGAAACCACCGCAGGGAUUGUGGCUCAA
Messenger RNA from Momordica charantia (bitter melon), 821 nucleotides. RefSeq names its product Adenine nucleotide alpha hydrolases-like superfamily protein. NCBI's taxonomy places the organism in Eukaryota, Viridiplantae, Streptophyta, Magnoliopsida, Cucurbitales, Cucurbitaceae. The record is from RefSeq and is a predicted model, not a curated record.